Messenger RNA from Papilio xuthus (Asian swallowtail), 2668 nucleotides. RefSeq names its product potassium voltage-gated channel protein Shal (gene Shal). Gene Ontology annotation, cellular component: membrane; voltage-gated potassium channel complex. Gene Ontology annotation, biological process: action potential; protein homooligomerization; potassium ion transmembrane transport. The transcript is spliced from 6 exons. Lineage: Eukaryota; Metazoa; Arthropoda; Insecta; Lepidoptera; Papilionidae. The coding region runs from base 1 to 1836 and encodes 611 amino acids. The record is from RefSeq and is a predicted model, not a curated record. Gene Ontology annotation, molecular function: A-type (transient outward) potassium channel activity; protein binding.
AUGGCGUCGGUCGCCGCCUGGCUCCCGUUCGCCCGCGCCGCCGCCAUCGGCUGGGUGCCCAUCGCCACGCACCCGCUGCCGCCGCCGCCCGUGCCCAAGGAUCGCCGCCGCGCAGAGGAUGAGAAGCUCCUCAUCAAUGUCUCCGGCCGCCGCUUUGAAACCUGGCGGAACACCCUCGAAAAGUACCCCGACUCUCUUCUUGGCUCCUCCGAGCGAGAGUUCUUCUACGAUGAGGACAGUAGAGAGUACUUCUUUGACAGGGACCCGGAUAUAUUCCGACACAUUCUCAAUUACUACAGAACCGGCAAAUUGCAUUAUCCGAAACACGAAUGCUUGACAGGGUACGAUGAGGAGCUUGCGUUCUUUGGUAUACUACCCGACGUGAUCGGCGACUGCUGCUAUGAGGACUACAGGGAUAGGAAAAGGGAAAACGCCGAAAGGCUAAUGGACGAUAAGUUGAGUGAAGCUGGCGAUCAGAGUCUGCCCCAGCUUACUGAUUUAAGACAAAAAAUGUGGAGGGCGUUCGAGAACCCGCACACUUCCACUGCCGCUCUAGUAUUCUAUUACGUGACGGGUUUCUUUAUUGCUGUCUCGGUGAUGGCUAACGUUGUGGAGACAGUGCCCUGCGGCCACAGGCCAGGGCGCGCCGGGACCUUGCCUUGCGGCGAGCGAUACAAGAUAGUCUUCUUUUGUUUGGACACCGCGUGCGUGAUGAUUUUCACGGCGGAAUAUCUGCUGCGGCUGUUCGCGGCGCCGGACCGAUGCAAAUUUGUGCGCUCUGUGAUGUCAAUCAUCGACGUGGUGGCCAUCCUACCGUAUUACAUCGGGCUGGGCAUCACAGACAACGACGACGUGUCCGGCGCGUUCGUCACCUUGAGAGUGUUCAGAGUGUUCCGUAUCUUCAAGUUCUCGCGACACUCUCAAGGUCUCAGGAUCCUGGGUUACACGCUCAAGUCAUGCGCCAGCGAGCUCGGCUUCCUGGUGUUCUCGCUUGCUAUGGCCAUCAUCAUCUUCGCGACGGUUAUGUUCUAUGCUGAGAAGAACGAACAGGACACAAACUUCACGUCCAUUCCUGCCGCCUUCUGGUACACCAUUGUGACCAUGACUACUUUAGGAUACGGUGACAUGGUACCGGGAACAAUCGCCGGUAAGAUAGUGGGUGGUGUGUGCUCGUUGUCCGGAGUACUCGUCAUCGCUCUGCCCGUGCCAGUCAUCGUGUCCAACUUCUCCCGGAUCUACCAUCAGAAUCAACGUGCUGACAAGAGAAAGGCGCAGAGGAAAGCGCGCCUGGCCCGCAUCAGGAUUGCCAAGGCUUCGUCAGGCGCGGCGUUUGUGUCCAAGAAGAAGGCUGCUGAGGCACGCCUUGCCGCUCAAGAGUCUGGCGUCGAACUUGACGACGCUGGACGGGAUGAAGACAUUUUCGAAUUGCAGCAUCAUCAUCUGCUGCGAUGCUUGGAGCGUACUACUGAUCGUGAAUUUGUCGAAAUGGAGAAUCCGUACAAUGGUGCUGCAAAGCGCCCCGGCUCACCUUCCCCCCUAGCGUCGCCCGCGCAUUCGGGCCGCGCCCCAGCACUGCUCGCCUGCUGCGCGCGCUGCGGCUGUUGUCCUCAGAAGUACCAGGUCCUGCUAUUAGAUCCUGGUAGGAAAGGGCGCGCACGAGGCAACCGUCGGUACACUGCAACCUCUCGCCCCUCUGACACGUCAAUGUCGGCCGCGCCCAGUGAAGACCCUUUACCACAAGCAUGUGGCAAAUACAUUCCGGCAGGCAGCACAGUGCAAGGUAACCAAACGGGUGUCGCAAUGGACGGGACUUACCUCGUAGAGGCAUCCUUCUAGGACCCAACCACUAGCGCUCAUGUCGAGAGCUAUGUGUGACUUGUGAUUGUGUAUACAAGUUUGGACUUCAACAAAUGGAUGAAGAUAUAGUGCAAUGACAUUGCUAAAUUUUGACAAUUACUAGGUUAUGAGCCUUUAUGGUAUUUUUAACAUAAUACUGCCUAUUAAUAUCAAAUUUGUAUUUUGUUUCCAAUUUCCAAUGAGGUUUUAUGGAUUUGAAUAGUGGUUGAGGAAUAGACGAUUUGCGUCGCUAUCGGAAUAUAAAUUAAACGUCCUAUUCGAUGUAUUUCGUAUAGUUGAUAAUGUUUAAGACUUUUUAAUCUCUCAGAGCGGACACGCUUGUAUAGAAUCGAAAAUCUAUAUGUGAUUCUUCGUUAGAAAAGACAAAUUUAAAUUCUCUGUAGUCAAUAGUUCGUGUCAUAUCAAUUUCUUCAUGUAUAGACUUCUGAUAUCCAUUCUUUAUUGUCUUAAUAUUUUCCUAUCUAUGUCCCUUUCCCUUCCACUAGAAUUCUAGUGCCUUCGUGAGACAAAACAUUAUUGUUACUCGGUGUUAGUGAAGAAUAGGAGUUAGAUAAAUGUUUAUUAAAUACGAUUAAAGAUACGAGAAGUAAUGUGUUUGUGGAAUUUCCUGAGAAAUAAAAAGUAAACAAUCAUAGUAUUGUGAUGUACAGUUUCUUGUAAAAUAUUAAAUUGAAAAUUAGUUAUUUAAGUAUAAAUGAGAUUGUAGAUAGUAUAUCAGCCAACUUUAACGAUAUUAUAUAAAUAAUUAAUCAUAUGUUAUCGAAGAUUUAAAUGCAAGCAUUUUUUUAUAUCAUAAUGUGGUCAAACGAGC